AUGUUAAAGACUAAAGAGCAUCUGUUGGGGUAUUUCCUAUAUAAACCACACCUCCUCAUUUUCCUCCUUCGCAUCAAAGAGGCUUUUAUUUCUCCAACCAAUACCUCUUUUUCUAGGCGGGCUCAAACAAAAAGUUGUAACUUAACAUAUUCACCAACAUCAACAAUGGUCAUUCCAAAGACAAUCAUUCUGCAAAUCGAUCAGUUUUGUAAUUGUGACGGAUGCAUACAAAAGGUGAAGAAUACGUUUUGUGAACUUGGUGGUGUCAAAUUGUUAGAAAUGAACCCAGAGAUAGGUAAAUUCAUCAUCUCGACUACUAAACACUCAGAUGUGAUCAAAUACGCUUUAGAGCGUACAUUUUCAAAGAAAAAAGUCAUUCUCUUUGAAAACCCUAAGCAUCCAUGUCAACCUCCUAUCCACAACCAUCAAAAUGUGAUAAUUAAUCAUAACCAUAUUUAUCAAGUACCUUCUUCGAUUACUACCAAUGCAUAUGAUGUGGCUAAAGUGUUGGCGACAACAACUCAUGCUAAAGGACUACAAAGUGUGGAGAUCACACAUAUGAAGCUCAACUUCAACAACUUUGAGAACCGACCAAGCCUUAGAUCAAGACAUGCAAUCAACAAUGUUACUCCACCAUUGAAACCAAAAAAUACAAGACAUGCAUGCAUGACCUCUACAAAUAAUUGCAAUGGCAUCACCUCCACAACAACCAUCUCGACUAAGGAAUGACAAGCAUUACUUUGACAAGGUGGGAAUACCAAGCCAUGAACUUCAUCAGUCCCACAACUCAAAAUACAUCAAGUUCAUGAGAAUUCUCUCAAAAGAGUUUCUAUAAUAUCUUCAAGAAUAAAUAUAGUGUUUGGGUUUCCUUUUAUCAUGUAUUAUAGUUUUGAUUUCUAUUUAUUUUAUCUUAUUGUUCUUAUACUUGUGAUUUGGGAUGCAUAAAGGAUGUA
Messenger RNA from Lactuca virosa, 953 nucleotides. NCBI's taxonomy places the organism in Eukaryota, Viridiplantae, Streptophyta, Magnoliopsida, Asterales, Asteraceae. The record is from the annotation of a GenBank genome assembly.